GAAGAAAAAGGGUGGAAGGCGAAAAAUCCUCGCUUCUUCGCCUCCCUGGCCCCUCCUUCUCGUAGAAAAAAUGGACAAAGGGACUGAUUCUGGACCGUCCGAUCCGGAUCUCAUCGCCAUCUCUGACCGUUAAAGCCCUCGAUGUUGGCCUGCGUGUUCUUCGUCUCCUUCUCUCUCUCCUCUUCGCGGAUCCCGUGCGCCCUCCUUUCGCUCUUCUUCCUCCUCUGUGCGGACCGAAGCCCCUAGAUUUUCUGCGGCUUUCUAUCGGUCGCUUGUUCUUUUUCUUCUGAUCCUGCGUUCUUCUUCUUCUUCUUCUUCUUAUGUUCUUCUGCUGGUGAAUCGGCGAUGGGGAAUUGCUGGACUGCCAGAAUCAAGGCAGUGAGCCCGUCCCAUAGCGUCCCGGCUACAGGUGCCAAUUCAUCAAAAUCGUGUGGCAGAGAUGGGACAGACGUUAGCAAUUUAAGCAAGUUUUCCUCAGCAUCUACUGCUCCACCUCAGACUCCAAGAAGCGAGGGCGAGAUAUUGCAAGCGUCAAACUUGAAGAGCUUCAGUUUCUCAGAUCUGAAGGCUGCAACCAGGAACUUCCGGCCCGAUUCUGUUCUGGGAGAAGGGGGUUUUGGUUCAGUAUUCAAAGGUUGGAUUGAUGUAAAUUCUUUGGCAGCAACCAAACCGGGAACUGGCUUGGCCAUUGCUGUGAAGAGACUUAAUCAGGAGGGGCUUCAGGGUCACAGGGAGUGGCUGGCGGAGGUGAACUAUUUGGGACAGCUCUCUCACCCAAAUUUGGUGAAACUCAUUGGCUAUUGUCUGGAAGAUGAUCAGCGUUUACUCGUUUACGAGUUCAUGCUUCGAGGAUGUUUGGAAAAUCAUCUUUUCAGGAGGGGGACAUACUUCCAGCCACUUCCUUGGAACCUUCGGAUGAAAGUUGCUCUGGGGGCUGCAAAAGGACUUGCCUUUCUGCAUAGUGCUGAAACUAAAGUAAUUUAUCGUGAUUUUAAGACAUCAAAUAUAUUGUUGGACUCGGACUAUAAUGCCAAGCUUUCUGACUUUGGGCUGGCAAAAGAUGGUCCUGCUGAUGGUAAGACACACGUAUCAACAAGGGUCAUGGGGACAUAUGGAUAUGCGGCCCCUGAAUACCUUGCCACAGGCCAUCUAUCUACAAAGAGUGAUGUAUACAGCUUCGGGGUGGUCAUCCUAGAAAUGCUAUCUGGACGACGUUCAGUGGAUAAGAACCGGCCUCCUGGAGAGCACAGUCUUGUGGAGUGGGCCAAACCUUAUUUGAACAGCAAGCGCAGGCUAUUUCAUGUUUUCGAUAACCGGCUGCAAGGCCAGUACAACAUGAAGUCUGUUCACAAAGUUGCAGCACUCGCACUCCAGUGCCUAUCUCUGGAGCCAAAGUUUAGGCCCACCAUGGCUGAAGUUGUGGUAGAUCUAGAGCAAUUACAGGAACCAAUAACACCCAAACUCCCUCAGUCAGAACACAGAAGAGAAAAGCGGCACCACAACGCAGCACCUGCUCAGAAGAACCAACGGUCUUCUGAUGUCGCUAACGGUGGCAGAGUUCCAUACCCUCGGCCUUCAGAUUCACCACUGUAUUCAUGAGGCCCAGGGAGAUUAUACUAAACAACAUUUAGGCACCUGAAGAAUGAAAAAUUCCGGUGCUGCUUUAGUUUUUUUUCCUCUAUUGUCUAUGCUCAGAGUCUCCCUACUUGCUGGACUUGGAAACACCAGCGGGACAGCUACAGUGUACGAACUAUGAGUGGUUCUUACUUCUUCAUAUACAUCUCUGGGGUUCAUGCUGCUGAUAUAGUUAGAACUCGGUAUGUAGCAGUGAGAAGGAUUUACGAGGUUGGGGGUUUCCUUUGCAGCAUUUGCAUAGUAGGCACAAAGGAGAUUGAGAGGCUUGGUAUGAUGUCUCAUUUGUUGUCUUAUGAGGUGUCUGUGUACUUCAAUUAGUAGUUGCUCCUGGGUCUCUAGUUCUGAUCUGUCUUGGAGGCAUCGACCCCCCUUCCCCUCCCUUCCCUCUUUGGGUAUAAUAUCUGUAAGUUUUUUGGCUUCUGUAAAAUCAUGUCUAUUAUCGAUAUUGUGAAGAAUGUUCUUUCCUUGGCA
This is a messenger RNA of Nymphaea colorata (pocket water lily), 2106 nucleotides long. Its product is annotated as receptor-like cytoplasmic kinase 176. The coding region runs from base 346 to 1599 and encodes 417 amino acids. Gene Ontology annotation, biological process: protein phosphorylation. Gene Ontology annotation, molecular function: protein kinase activity; ATP binding. Lineage: Eukaryota; Viridiplantae; Streptophyta; Magnoliopsida; Nymphaeales; Nymphaeaceae. The transcript is spliced from 6 exons. The record is from RefSeq and is a predicted model, not a curated record.